Molecule: messenger RNA, 649 nt
Organism: Paramecium primaurelia
Lineage: Eukaryota; Ciliophora; Oligohymenophorea; Peniculida; Parameciidae
Source: the annotation of a GenBank genome assembly
AUGUUUUGUAAGAGAAUUCAAUAAUAUUAAUAUUGCUUUUUAUAAUCAUAAUACUAAACAUUUUAAGACUUGAAUAGAUUAUUGAAAGAUGGUUCAAAUUUCAUAUUUAUUAAUUUGGAAUUUCAUGAGGAUUAAAAACUAUUGUUGGUUAGAUUGGUCUUUAUUAGUAAUAGAUAACUUCGAGAAAAGGGAAUUGAAAAUUUUGCUAAUUUUGGCAGAUAAAUUUAUAGUAGAAUUUUGCAAUUUAAUAAUGUUAUAUAUAUAUUAUAAAUAUUUUGGCAUCUGUAUACUAUAAUUGUCUAAUCUGCAGAACAAAGAAAAGCACUUGCAAUCCAAUUAUUGUAAUAUGUUAAAGAGAUUUUAUAAAAGAUUAUUUAUGAUGAAAAGGACUGGUAUGAAGAAGGUGAUUUACUUUUGUCUUUGUAAUAGGAAUAAUUAAAAUAAAAAAGUAGUCAGGCAAUAAAUCUCUUGCAUAUAUCAAUCGGUACUAAUUUUAAAUAAUUUAGGGAAAUAAUUGAGCUUAAACACAAAAAAAUAAUUAAAAAAAUCAUAUUUAGUAGAGAUUUAAGAUAUAAAUAUUUAUAUUUAAAGUUCAGAUCCAUUACGAUUCUUUAAGAAGAGGCUCAAAAAUGCUUCUAAACCAAUUUGA